CGUAGUGACAAACUUGUACUCCGCACCUCGCACACGCUCACGGCGCACACGCAGAUCUUCUGUCUGUACACGAGAGAGGCAGAGGAUGUCCAGAGAGUGGUCAAGUAAACACUGACAGACUGGAUAUUUUGUAGAAAUCAAAGCAGAUAGGAAGGUUUGUAUCUGCGACAUAAACGCCGCUGACUCGCUGAACACUCAGAACAGUUCGCUUCAACGUUUGCAAGCGUCGCUUUCACAAGGGUGGCAGAAAGCCCGGGGGAAACAUCGAAAUGUGGGAACAGGAGGAAUUUGCUAAACACUGGAGGAAUGAAUUUCCCCACGGAGAAGUGCCUGAAAUGGACCUGAACUCAGUGGAGGACAUCGAGUCAGAGCUGGAGUCAUGCAAAGGGAACCUGAAGAGGCUGCAGAAGGCGCUGGCGGAGGAGAAAUUCAAGGUGAUUUACCUGCAGACCACCAUGUCUCGACAGAAGAAGAACCACCCGGAUGAAAACUUUAACGCUGAAACAUUCGGUUAUAUCAAAACGGGAAAUAUGAUCAAACCGCAGCGGAGAGAUGAUGAAGGUGACGGUCACAGGAUGUACAAGGUGUCCGACUCUGGAUCAGGCGUGAGGCUCCACACUGCAGGUAACACAGCGGGAGUCACGAGCUCCUUCGCCCGGGAGAGGGGCAGGUUCACCGGGAAGACAGGUAAGCCCGUCCCCAUCCCUGUCCCGCCGCGGAAGCCCAAUUUCCAGAGACCGGACCUGGCCCAGAGUCAGCCGAAUGAUAACGAGUUGAGCAGUGACCGGGAGUACGAGGACACUGAGCUGAACGAAAAUUUUGUCAGGAAUAACUUGUUGGCUCCGAAAAUCGUCGGUAGGGACAACCAGGUGACCUCCAGCAGCAGCUACCGGGACAAUCGGCGGCCAUUCCGGCACAGCAGGGACUUUGACUCCGGGGAUGACGGCAGGCUGUCCCCGUCCUUCCAGCAGAUUCUACGCAGAGCCUCCCGGGGGUCUGGGUGCAGCACCCCGGACAGGAGGAGCGAUGGAUACCUGAGCUCCGACCAUGACGACUCCUCCUCAGCAGGUGGAGGAAUCAGGGGAGGUAGAGUGUACAGCAUAACCUGUCAGGACUUUAACUACAACACAGAUGGCUACGAGGGGGACGCAGCAGAGGACGGCAAGUCUCAGGAUGGCUCUGAGACGCUGCCCUAUAUAGAUGAGUCGCCCACCAUGUCCCCCCAGCUGUGUGCGCCCCAAGGGCCUGAUGGAGAGACGGUCUCCCCCACACCACCCGAGGGCCUGCUGGCAGGGGGAGACACAGAGAAAGGACUGGAGAUGAAGAAACUGGUGCUGUCUGGGUUCCUAGCCAGUGAGGAGAUCUACAUUAACCAGCUGGAGGCCCUGCUACUGCCAAUGCGUCCUCUGAAAGCCACAGCCACAACCUCGCAGCCUGUCCUGACCAUCCAGCAGGUAGAGACCAUCUUCUAUAAAAUCCAGGACAUCUUUGAGAUCCACAAGGAGUUCUACGAUGCCCUCUUACCCAACAUCCAGCAGUGGGAUGAGAAAGUCACUGUUGGACAUCUGUUCCAGAAACUGGCCAGCCAGUUGGGAGUGUACAAGGCCUUUGUGGACAACUACAAGGUGGCACUAGAGACAGCAGAGAAAUGCAGCCAAGCCAACAGUCAGUUCCAGAAGAUAUCUGAGAACCUCAAAGUAAAAGGACCUAAAGACUCCAAAGAUUGUACCUCAACUGUUUCAAUGGAGGCUCUCCUUUACAAGCCCAUCGACCGUGUUACCAGAAGCACCCUGGUCUUGCAUGAUUUGCUGAAACACACUCCCAAGGAUCAUCCAGACUUCCCCCUCCUGCAGGAUGCUUUGAGGAUAUCUCAGAACUUUCUCUCCUCCAUCAAUGAGGAGAUUGACCCUCGCAGGACAGCUGUCACAACACCCAAGGGAGAGGCCCGCCAGCUGGUGAAAGAUGGCUUCCUGGUGGAGGUGUCAGAAAGCUCCAGGAAGCUACGGCACGUCUUCCUCUUCACUGAUCUGCUGCUCUGUGCCAAGAUGAAGAAAACUGCUGUGGGUCGUCAUCAGCAGUAUGAGUGCAAGUGGUACAUCCCUCUGGCAGACCUGACCUUCCAGACCCUGGACGAAUCCGACUCUUGUCCCAGCAUCCAAGUUCUGCCUGAGCAUGAGAUCGAGGAGAUGAAGAUCAAGAUCUCAGUCCUAAAGAGCGAGAUACAGAAAGAGAGGAAAGCACCCAAGGGUCAGAGCCGCGUGGAGCGUCUGAGGAAGAAGAUGAACGAGCAGGAAUCUUGGCUGCUCCUGCAUUCGCCCACCAUCCCCUUCCGCAUCCACAACAAACAUGGAAAGAGCUACCAGUUCCUCCUCUCCUCAGAUUACGAGAGGUCAGAGUGGAGAGAAAGCAUCCAGAAACUACAGAAGAAAGAUCUGCAGGCAUGUGUAUUAAGUUCUGUGGAACUCCAGGUCCUGACCAGCUCCUGUUUCAAACUCCGAACUGUCCACAACAUUCCUGUCACCAGUAACAAAGAUGAUGAGGAGACUCCUGGCCUGUACGGCUUUCUGCAUGUGAUCGUCCACUCGGCCAAAGGAUUCAAGGAAUCAGCCAAUCUAUACUGCACCCUUGAAGUGGACUCGUAUGGAUACUUUGUCAGCAAGGCCAAGACGCGUGUCUUCAGAGACACUUCAGAGCCACAGUGGAAUGAAGAGUUUGAGAUUGAAUUGGAGGGCUCCCAGUACCUGCGGAUCCUAUGCUACGAGAAGUGCUACGACAAAAGCAUGCUCAACAAGGACGACAACGAGAUUGUGGACAAGAUCAUGGGGAAGGGACAAGUCCAGCUGGAUCCUCAGACGCUGCAGUCAAAGAACUGGCACAUGGACGUCAUAGAGAUGAAUGGGAUCAAAGUGGAGUUCUCCAUGAAGUUUACAAGUCGCGACCUCAGCUUAAAAAGAACGCCGUCCAAAAAACAGAGUGGGGUGUUUGGAGUCAAAAUCAACGUGGUGACAAAGCGCGAGCGCUCCAAGGUGCCUUACAUCGUCCGUCAGUGCAUUGAGGAGGUGGAGAAGAGGGGGAUUGAUGAAGUGGGAAUCUACAGGAUCUCAGGGGUGGCCACAGAUAUACAGGCCCUCAAAACAGCAUUCGACACCAAUACCAAAGAUAUCCUGGUGAUGCUGAGUGACAUGGACAUCAACGCCAUCGCAGGAACGCUGAAGCUCUAUUUCAGGGAGCUGCCCGAGCCUCUGCUCACCGACCGCCUCUACCCCGCCUUUAUGGAGGGCAUAGCGCUCUCAGACCCGGCAGCCAAGGAGAACUGCAUGAUGCACCUCCUGCGCUCCCUACCUGACCCCAACCUCAUGACCUUCCUCACUCUGCUGGAGCAUCUCAAACGUCAGGCCACCAGUGAGUAUCCAAAGUGA
This is a messenger RNA of Notolabrus celidotus (New Zealand spotty), 3419 nucleotides long. RefSeq names its product ABR activator of RhoGEF and GTPase (gene abr). NCBI's taxonomy places the organism in Eukaryota, Metazoa, Chordata, Actinopteri, Labriformes, Labridae. The record is from RefSeq and is a predicted model, not a curated record. Gene Ontology annotation, cellular component: membrane. Gene Ontology annotation, biological process: protein phosphorylation; positive regulation of GTPase activity; intracellular signal transduction. The transcript has 23 exons. Gene Ontology annotation, molecular function: protein serine/threonine kinase activity; GTPase activator activity; guanyl-nucleotide exchange factor activity. Bases 270 to 3419 code for a protein of 1049 amino acids.